UAUGCUCCACGUGCUCCAUCACGGAUGUAAACGGCCAUUAUUCCCUGUAGAAAUCCAAGUCGAGUAUCUCGCGACAGUAGGUCUGUAGCAGCGAACGAGCAAACGAUGCAGGAAGAGCGAAAAAACACUCCAAAAUUAGGAGCGAUUCGAAAAGUUCGCACGGCAAGUACGCCAGAGACCAGGCGAGGAAAUGUGUUGGAUUUCAAUGUUUCAAGAAUAGGUUUUCGUAACAGAACAACCAUGAUGCCAAGUGACAUCGCACAGUCACAGAUGGUAUCAAAAAAGAAGCCAGACACCGAAUCCAAAGACGUAGAGCUUGGACUUCUUUAUGACGAAUAUUUACAAACUAUAAUGAUGGAUCUCAUAAUGAAGAAGAAGACUGAAGAGAAAAAGCGUCUGAUGGUCGAGCAAUUAGCUACCGUGGCGAAAGAGAUUGACCGAGAUACGCAAAAAUUGAUGAAAAUUAAAGCAAGGGAACGCGAUAUAAUAAAUUUAAGUUUAGCACAAAAAGAGGCAGACGCUCAACUGAUUGAAGUGACGAGAUGCACCGGAGACAAAACAUUUAAAAUUGUAAAAGAUAUGUCGUCCAAGUUGCACGCUCUCUUGGAACCCUUGGACGUAUUGCGGUGUAAUGGGAUAAUACUUCCUGAAACGCAGGAUGAAUGGAAAGAGACUCGGGAAAUAUUAAUAAAAUGUUCAAAUGCUUUAAAAAAUAUCGAAAAUUUAAUUGGAUUGAAAGGCGAAACGUAUUGUGCCGUUGAUGCUGGAUUAAAGGAUUUUGCUGAAACAUACAACGAGAUAAAAAAUGUUCAAAAAAAAUUGGAAGAAGCACUGUGUAAUUUACAAGUAUUGAUACUGAAGAAUGCUUCACUUUCAUUGGUAUGCAAUGAAAGUGGGUAGAUUGAGACGUCUUUGAAUAUUGAACUGGGAAAAAAAGUAUUGCAUACAAAACACAAAAAACACGUUCGGAGCUUUAUUGUACGGGUGCUGCAUAAAAUGCACCAUAUGUUUAAAUUCAGUUGAAUAAAAUUUAUUUUAUAUUUUUGCAAAGUUA
Messenger RNA from Temnothorax curvispinosus, 1054 nucleotides. RefSeq lists its product as uncharacterized. The record is from RefSeq and is a predicted model, not a curated record. The transcript is spliced from 5 exons. The coding region runs from base 106 to 900 and encodes 264 amino acids. NCBI's taxonomy places the organism in Eukaryota, Metazoa, Arthropoda, Insecta, Hymenoptera, Formicidae.